Messenger RNA from Solea senegalensis (Senegalese sole), 3052 nucleotides. RefSeq names its product clathrin coat assembly protein AP180-like. Lineage: Eukaryota; Metazoa; Chordata; Actinopteri; Pleuronectiformes; Soleidae. The record is from RefSeq and is a predicted model, not a curated record. The transcript has 12 exons. Bases 1 to 1215 code for a protein of 404 amino acids.
AUGAUUCUGUAUGCACUGAACAGAAACUCUGAAUGUCCACAUCAUGACUGUGUGUCCUUGUUCUUAGAUAUGUUUGAUUCUAUGCCUGAGCAAAGCCCCACCACAGAAUCCAAAGCUGCUACCACUCCUAGCGUAGACCUUUUUGGUGCAGACCUUCCUGCUGUUUCACGUGGGCCCUCUCCUUUGCCCGAGCCGGCUCCGGCUGGAGACAUUGUGACUGACUCGUUUACAACUCCUGCUCCCGCUGCUCCCUCUGCUCCCGCUGCAGCUCCUGCUGCGGCUCCUGCUGCAGCUCCAGCUACAGACGCCUCAUCUCCACCUAAAGCAGAGCCUGCACCAGUCAUUGACUUACUGGACUCCUUCGGCAGCCCCGUGGAAGAGAAGCAGAGCUCCGCUCCUGGAGGACCUGGAGACGACCUGCUGGGAGGACUGAUGUCUCCCACCCUGGCUCCCACUGCAGCACCUCCUCUGGCUCCUCUGGCUCCCUUGGCUCCGGCCCCAGCCUCAGCUCUGGUGCAGGGCGACCUCUUGGAGUCAGGUUUUGAGGCUCUGGGCUCGCUGCCAUCACCAACACCACUAGUACCUGCUGCAGUUCCAGAACCUGCAACCACCACACCAGUGCCCUCUGGUGGCUUUGAUGCUUUAAUGUUUGAUGGAUUAGGCGACUUGCUGAUGCCUGCAGUAACGCCCCAGAGCACCGGGGGCAGCACUACUGGAAGCACAGCAGGAAGCAUGGGAACUCCUGUCGCAGCAGGUGGAUUGGCAGGUGCUUCACCGGCCCCCAAAGCCAUUGGAGGAGAUCUGGACUCGUCACUGGCAAACCUCAUCGGAGACCUUGGAGUUAAGAAAAAGGAUCCACAAAGUGAGAAGAAGCUGACUGGAGGAGCCAACUGGAUGCCAAAGGUCGCUCCAACCAGCUGGGCUACAGCUGGAGCUCCCAUGGCCGGUGCCACACCUGGAGCUCCUGGGGCACCAGGAGCAGCGCCACCUGCUGUAGCCAUGGUGCCACCAAUGAGCGUACAGCCUGGCUUUGGCAUGCCUCCUGCAGGUGGACCUGGAGCUCCCAUGAUGCAACCCCUGAUGGGGCAGCCCAUGAUGGCGCAGCCAAUGAUGAGACCUGUAACAGGAGCACCGAUUUCUCCAGGACCUGCGAGUCAGAGUCCUAAGAAACCCAAGGACCCUCUGGCAGAACUCGACCUCAAGGACUUCUUAUAAUGCCCCAGCUUUCCUUCGUCUCUGGAGCAGCAGGAAGGGCCCUCUCAGCUUUUGUUUUUUACCUGGUGUCUAUCAACAUCUCAGGAUGCCAGUGAUGUGCAGCUUCUCAAACCGUACUACAGUAUCUUCUCUCCACCCCCAACCCAUCAAUUUCACCCCCCCCAGUCCUUCUCCUGUGUGAUGUUGUAGCACAAACCGUGAAAGUGAACCAUAACGAAUAAUAUAUAGCUAUAAGAGAAAAAAUAUAAAUACAAGUGUGUGCUUAUGUAGAUGUACCGAUCUUUUGUCUAAACAAAACCGUGGGAAAACCCCCAAAAAAACUGAGCGGAAGUGAAGGCGUAUGUGUUUAGACUUCUUUCUAGUGUUGCGUUGAAUGAUGGAUGUGCUUUAGUGUUCUAAGCUCCACCCACCACCCCCUGUACUUUUGUCCCCGCCUCCUGGUGAAAGGGGGAGGAGCUCCUGUUUGUCGAAGCUGCUCUGCCCAUGGCAGGAGUGGCAAACAAGUCCCAGUAGAUUUUCCAAACAAUUACGUGGUGUGUUGUUUACAGAACGGUCCUCUUUGAUGUACAUAGAUUUCUCCGGCGAGGAUUCUGUCUCUAUUCUGUGUGUCUGUUGGAAGAGAAAAUAUAAAUGUGAAUCUGACAAAAAGAAGUUGUGUGAGUAUCCUUCUAUUUCCUGUCUUCGCCAUGAGAAGCGUUCAAUGAUUAAUAUAUUGUAUAUUUAAAAAAACAAAACAAAAAAACAACAGUUUCUGUGGGCUUCUAAUCAUACCAGACCAGCAAGUGAUCCUUUUAUUUAUUUUUUUUAUUUAGUAUUGAUUCCUUUUUUUUUUUCCUUUAUCUAUUUUAGAGUAUCCUCCAGACUCAUGUUGACAUUUGCUGGCAUUGAUAUCGAGAAAAACAACAAACAUAAAAACAUAUCCUAAUUCCAGAGAAAUUGUUUUUCAUAUUAAUGGUACAGUCGAGUCUAAACUGCCCUUCACUAGAAGUGUCUUUUGCUUGUGUUUUCACUGUAACCUUUAAAGACCAUGCAAUUAUGGAUAUUGUGCACUUGAAAAACAUAUAAUAUAAUAUUGUCAUUCCAAACUCAAAGGUAUUUAAAUGAGACUCAGACUGUGUCGAGUUGAACGUGACGACACAUUUCAAACAACCAACAUGGUGACGUUAAAUUCAAGAACACAUGAGUUAGAGGUGCCGACAGAGUGUGUCCUCAAGACAUUGGGGAUUUAGAUUUGUUGUACUCAUCACAAUGUUGCUUUGUUGUGCUGUUUGUGUUUUUUUUUUAAAAGACAAACCCAAACAAACGUCCUUUAAAUUCCAUGUUGCCAGCCUGUAGCACCCAGUGCUGUGAGACAGACUGACUGUGUGUGUGUGUGUGUGAGAGAUCUGACGAUCAACUUUAUCGAAAACACGAUGGCGUUGCUCACGUGGUUCAUCGCUGACCUUUGUUGCACAUUUGUAACGUCUGUAGUACUGUAUUAUGGCCACAUGGGAGCAGUGUGUAUCCACAGCUAUGAUCUUGUUCCCCCCCCCAUUGAUUCACAAUGGAAUUAACUAUGUUGUGGUGUUGAUGUGUGAUAUGGUCACAGCUGGUUCUCCCCCCCGCUCCUGUGACACUUACGAAGGCUUGUUUCAGCGGAGUGUGUGAGCAGGUGGAAUAAUAAUAAUAAAAAAAAUAAUAAUAAUUCAGAGAAAACAAUGGGAGAUUGUUGAGAUUUUUCAUGACUUAAUUCUUGAAAUUGUAUUUUUGUUUAGUUGUAAAGUUAUUUUUAUUUACUAUGGCCCUCCCCAGUGCAUGUAAGCCCAAUGAGAUGCAAUAAAUUCAAUGACGGAUUGAA